CGCAACGUAGGCUUACUGCUCAGCUGGGCACAAAGAAAGGUGCUACCACUGUGCAAGAAUCUGAGGAGCGCAAGGAUUUUAGUUUCUAGUCCAAAGAUGGACCUUUUACAGCGGCGACUUGAUGACGUGUUGUGCUACUUGGCGCCGCACUGGAAUUUUGUCAACUGUCACAUGGUUAACUACUCUACCGAUAAGCAUUGGCUACAGUUUAUACCAGAGGCAAUUAGGGCAGAGUUCCACACAAUAGACGACAUCAACAAGGCUAUCGAAUCACUCAUUUGGCAAUCUGACCGUGACAGUCAACGUUUUCCGGUCCUGGCAAAAUUUUUAGCAGCUGCUGAGCAUGAACGCUUGCAGGCUCAUCCAGAACUGCUGACAACUGUGGAGCAACUAGAAGAGUUGCUCGCAGCUAAAAGGCAAAGCGAGCUUAGCAUUAAGGAGUUUAUGAGCGCCAAAAAGUACCAUGAGGUGGAGCGUACUGCAGCCCUAGUCAAUAAACUAGUGCAUGGCACAGCAAUAGAACCAUCUGCCAGUUAUAUAGUAGAUGCUGGCGAUGGCAAGGGUUAUCUUUCCUCGAGGUUGAGUAUCCAGUAUGAGCUUCGUGUGCUGGGCAUUGAUGCAAAUGCGUCCAAUACUGAAAAUGCUUUAUCGCGAAAUCGCAAACUUCAGAAAGCUUGGAAUGGUCUAACAGAACGCGCAGAGCUGCAAAGCCAGGGUAUAACGCCACCAAGACGCGGUAAGAAAUCGACUACAACAGCCGCAACAAUUGUGCCACCUUCUUUGGAAAAUUACAAAACCACAGCCAGAUUCAUAACAACUAAAUUGAAUCUUACGGAUUUACUGGUUGAUCAUUUUAACAUACAGCCGACAGACAUUAAGCCAAGCAUCUGCCUAACGGGCUUGCAUACUUGUGGAAAUUUAGCAUCCACCUGUUUGCGGGUAUUUCACGCUCAGGAAAAUUGCCGACUGCUGUGCAAUAUUGGCUGCUGCUAUCAUUUGCUACGUGAACACUACUCGCAACAGGAAUUCUUUGGCAACAAGGCGUUAAUGGAUAUGCAAACGGAUUAUGGUUUUCCACUUAGCAGUUAUCUGCAGAAGCGAAAAGUGUGUUUGGGGCGCAAUGCACGCAUGCUGGCCGCACAGUCUAUAGAACGCACGAUAGCGGCAAAGGAGUUGCCCAAUAUAACACUCUACUAUCGCGCACUACUGGAGGUGCUGGUCUGCCGACAUGCGCCACAUUUAAAAAACGAACUACAAGUGGGCAAGGUGCGCAAAUUUGCAAAUUUUCAGGAAUAUGUACAAAAGUGUGCGGAGAAGCUGAAUGAACCUUGGCUGGCCGCUGUGACGCACGACGAGCUAGAGGGAUUACUAGAUGAGUACCAACAAGAUCGGCAUUACCUGGAACUUUUUCAUUUAUUGCGCAUGUCAUUUGCCCCAGUGCUAGAGAGCGUUAUAUUGCUGGAUCGAUUGCUCUACCUUAGAGAGCAGGGCUAUGCAAACAGCUUUUUGAUUGAUUUGUUUGAUGCUGUUAUAUCACCCAGGCACUUUGCAAUUGUUGCUAUCAAAUCUUAGAAUCAGACGCGAGGCACUUACGCAUAUCAAUCACUUAAUAGGCGUGCUAUUGAAAAUAUAAAAAUUUUCAUUUCAC
This is a messenger RNA of Drosophila busckii, 1648 nucleotides long. Its product is annotated as methyltransferase-like protein 25. The record is from RefSeq and is a predicted model, not a curated record. The transcript is spliced from 3 exons. The coding region runs from base 97 to 1572 and encodes 491 amino acids. Lineage: Eukaryota; Metazoa; Arthropoda; Insecta; Diptera; Drosophilidae.